Molecule: messenger RNA, 6408 nt
Organism: Sorex araneus (European shrew)
Lineage: Eukaryota; Metazoa; Chordata; Mammalia; Eulipotyphla; Soricidae
Gene: PARP4
Product: poly(ADP-ribose) polymerase family member 4
Exons: 34
Coding region: 342-6209 (1955 amino acids)
Molecular function (GO): NAD+ poly-ADP-ribosyltransferase activity
Source: RefSeq, a predicted model, not a curated record
GCCCCGGCCUGCGGCGGACUCCCGUUGGGACCCGCGCCCCCGCCCGGCUGCGCCCAGUGUGCGGUUCCGGCGUGGCCGUGGAUGCCGGGGCUGGCGGGCAGAGCCGGUUCCGCCCAGCACAAGGGUCGGCCCGGAAUCCGGAAGCGCGGGGAAGGGAGACGGGUUCCAGGCUCGGAAGGCGCCGCCCCGGAGUGCUUCCUGGAGGACCGUCACCCGCAGCGCCCAGAGCCGAGACUGUCACCCGCAGCGCCCAGAGCCGAGACCGUCACCCGCAGCGCCCAGAUCCGGGACCGUCACCCGCAGCGCCGGCAGCUGUUCGGGCGGCCGCGUCGCCUGCCAGGAUGGCUGUGGGAAUCUUCGCAAAUUGUACCUUCUGUUUGAAAGUCAAGCACCUAUCCCGUGACCAGAAGAAAAAGCUACAAACUGACAUCAAGGAAAAUGGUGGCAAUUUUUCCCUUUCACUGAACUCUCAGUGCACACAUGUCAUCAUAGACUGCAUGGAUGUCCUCAGUCAGCACCUCCUAAAGUCCACCCUGAAGAACCACAUGCACAUUACGAGCCCUGAUUUUGUAUGGGAAUCUGUCAGAGAAAGGAGGCUUUUGGAUGUGAAGAAUUAUGAUCCUAACCAGCCACAAAAAGAAACACUACCUCCAGAAGAAGUGACCAUGAGUUCUGAAGAGAAAAUAGAUGAUCUACCCCCGGACAGUUCUACAGAAGAGGAAAACAUUGUAGACAUAACUCCGUUUCACUCAGAGAAUGUUGAAACUCCUCAUUUUCCUCCUGUUUUUGAAGUGGCAAAAUAUAACAUCUUGGAAAAAGAGGAAGAGGGGUGUCUCCAAAUUGCACUCCUAGAGCUGCGCUGUGCCAAGGAACCCACCGAGGCGAUGUUUGCCAUCUCCUCGGUCCUGCUGGGGCCUGGCCCCCAGGCUGAAAGGCAUUCCUCUGUGAAGAAAACUUCUGCAGAUGCAAGUCAGUGCUAUGAGAAUUGCGUUGAGAAGCUGAGGCAGCAAGGAUUCCUCUUACGGGAGCGUGUCACGCCAGAAGCCAUGCAGUUCGCAUCGGAGCAGCUGCAAGCAUUGCUUUUAGAGGAAGAGAUAAGUUCAAAUACUCUAAACCCGGAGGUCAGUGAUUUGGUGGAAAUGAUUUGGACAGAAGCUCUCGGACACCUGGAACAUGUGCUCCUCAGACCGGCCAACACCAUUAGUCUCAAUGAUGUAAACAAGGCAGAGGGAAUUCUCCUUCUAGCGAAAACAGCACUUAAAAAUGGAGAAACACAAGAACAACUUCAAAAAAUAAUGACAGAGUUCAAUAGAUUGAUACCCAAAAAAGAUGCAACUGCUAAAGAAGUUAACCUGAAAACAAUAGCUAAAGAUGAAGACCUCUGCCAGCUAAUACGAGACAUGGUUAAUGUCUGUGAAACGAAUUUGUCCAAACCCAACCCACCAUCUCUUGCCAAAUACCAUGCAUUGAGGUGCAAAAUUGAACAUGUUGAACAAAACACUGAAGAAUUUAUCAGUAUUAGAAAAGAGAUAUUACAGAAUAACCACAGUGUGGCUCCUGUGAACAUCCUGCAGAUGUUUCGAGUUGGCCGAGUGGAUGAAACCCUGGAGUUUCAGAGUCAGCUGGGCAACGUGAAGACCUUGCUGCAUGGCUCUGCCGUGCAGAGCUUCGUGGGAAUCCUGUCCCGUGGCUUACUUUUACCCAGAGUAGUUGAAGACCGUGGUGUGAAAAGAACGGACAUUGGAAAUCUUGGGAGUGGCAUAUAUUUCAGCAAUUCACUCAGUACAAGUAUUAAGUACUCAUGCCCAGGAGAGACAGAAGGCUCCAGACUCUUGGUCAUCUGUGACGUUGCCCUUGGAAAGUACAUGGACUUAGAGAAGAGAGAUUUCUCCUUAACGAAAGCGCCACCAGGUUACGACAGUGUCCAUGGUGUUGCAGGAGCAGCCACUGGCAGCACAGACUUUGAGGAUGAUGAAUUUGUAGUAUAUAAUACCAAUCAGAUUAAAAUGAAGUAUAUCAUUAAGUUCUGUAUACCUGGAGAUGAAAUAAAGGACUUUUGUCCUUGCAAUGAUACUGAAUUAGAGGAAUUCAGAACUGAGUCUCCAGAUUUUUCAGAAGUUAAAGAUUACCAGUUACCAGACACCAAACCUGACAGCAGCAUCAAGGCCGGCCUUCAGGAUAUCUCUGGGAAUUUGGUUCCUCUGGAGGAUGUUUGCAUCAAGGGGAAAAUAAUAGACUUUAUAGCUCAGAUUGUUGUUUUUCAGACAUACACUAAUCAAAGUCACGUACCCAUUGAAGCAAAGUACAUUUUUCCUUUGGAUGACAAGGCAGCUGUGUGCGGUUUUGAAGCCUUCAUCAAUGGGAAGCACAUAGUAGGAGAGAUUAAAGAGAAGGAAGAAGCCCACCAGGAGUACAGAGAAGCUGUAAGUCAAGGCCAUGGUGCAUACUUGAUGGACCAAGACUCAGCGGAUGUUUUCACUGUCAGCAUUGGGAACUUGCCUCCAAGAGGUAAGGUGCUUAUCAAAAUCACCUAUAUCACGGAGCUCAGCUUCCAGGGCACUGCGGCCCUCUUCUUCAUUCCCGCCUCUGUGGCACCCUGGCAACAGGACAAAGCUUUGAAUGAAAACAUUCAGAAUACAGUAGAGAAGAUUUGUGUAAAAGAAAUUGGAACAGAGCAAAGCUUCUCAUUGACUAUGUCCAUUGAGAUGCCGUAUGUGAUCGACUUCAUUUCUAGUGAUACACAUGAACUGAAACAAAAGAGAACAGACUGCAAAGCUGUCAUCAGCACCGUGGAAAGCAGCCGUUUAGACAGCAGUGGGUUUUGUCUUCGCAUUGGUCUGACUGAUGCCUAUCUCCCAAGAAUGUGGGUUGAAAAACAUCCAGAAAAAGAAAGUGAGGCCUGCAUGCUUGUUUUCCAACCAAACCUUGAUAUCGCUCUCCAUGGCCUGGCCAAGCAGAGUGAAGUGAUUAUUUGUCUUGAUUGCUCCAAUUCCAUGGAGAGUGCAGUGUUUUUAGAAGCCAAGCAAAUUGCUUUAUAUGCACUGUCCUUGAUGGGCAAGAAGCAAAAGAUCAACAUCAUCAAGUUUGGCACAGGUUACAAGGAGUUAUUUUCAUAUCCUACCUAUAUCAAAAACAACAAUAAAGCAGCUGAGUUCAUAAUGUCAGCUACACCAACCAUGGGAAAUACGGAUUUCUGGAAAGUGCUCCGUUACUUAAAUCUGCUGUACCCUAGUCGAGGAUUCCGGAACAUUCUCCUCAUCUCCGAUGGGCACCUGCAAAAUGAAGGGCUGACGCUGCGGCUGGUGAAGAGAGGUGUCGGGCACACGCGACUGUUCUCCUGCGGGGUCAGUUCUACAGCAAACCGUCAUACCUUAAGGAUUUUGUCUCAGUGUGGUGCCGGAGUGUUUGAAUAUUUUAACUCAAAAUCCAAACAUAGCUGGAAAAAACAGAUAGAAGCCCAGAUCACCAGGUUCCACUCCCCAAGUUGUCACUCUGUCUCCAUCAAAUGGCAGCAGCUCAGCACUGGUGCCCCAGAGCCACUGCAGGCUCCUGCCCAGGUGCAGUCCCUGUUCCACAAUGAGCGGCUCCUGGUCUACGGCUUCAUCCCCCACUGCACACAGGCAUGUCUGUGUGCAUUAAUCCAUGAGAAAGAAUUUUCUACUAUGGUAUCAACUACUGAACUGCAGAAAACAAAGGGAACGAUGAUCCACAAACUGACGGCACGGGCUCUGAUCCGAGAUUAUGAAGAUGGCAUUCUCCACCAGGAUGAGACCAGCCACCAGAUGAAGAAGCAAAAUUUAAAGUCUCUGAUUAUUAAACUCAGUAAAGAAAACACUCUCAUAACACAGUUCACAAGCUUUGUGGCGGUUGAGAAGAGGGGUAGUGAUGAAUCAUCUUCACCUAACAUUCCAAAUAUUAUGACCCUCAUUGCUGAAGAAGAUGUUGACUGUCUGCCAUAUAUGAGCUGGCAGCAAGAGCAGCCAGAGUCCAAUAUGCUACAUAUUGGGGACCUUGUUCCUGAGGACCUUCUAGAUUAUGAAGAUUUUCUCCUUCCGGAUCUGAACGGUGACAGCUCAAGUUACCGGUCAAGGGAAGUUGAAGAUCUUGAUAUGCUGUGCCAGGAGGAGCAAUCAGAGGCCAGAGUGAUAGAGGGAGUCAUUGCUAAACAGCCUCAUUCAAUGUCCCCUGAACAGGAUGAAGACUUGCAAUAUCAAAGUGUGACUAAAAGGAAAUAUCUUUCAUCGAAGUUGGAAGUUCCUGAAUAUUCCAACUUGAUUAAGUUAGGAUCUCAGCUGCCAGAUUCUGAACUUGGAGGUGUGGACAAGGCUUUGGAUUUAAGUCAGGUGGAUUCACUUAAAGCCCUGGGACUCAAACGAAGAGCCAAGGAAGCCAUGGCUAUGCCUUCUUCACUUUGUUUCCCAAAUCAGCUGAUGGACGCUGCUUGUGUUGCCUUCUGUCCUCCUGUACCUGCUGCUCAGGAGCUCCACCUCGAUUCUCCCAGCCCGCCCGCUGCUUUCCACCACUUCAGCUCUCCCACCCCCUCACAGCUGCAUCCUCCCCCUACUGCCCCACUCUUCAGCUCUCCCGCCCCCCUAAGGCAAGCCUGUCCCCCUGCUCCCCCACUCUUCAGCUCUCCCAUCUUCCAACAGCUGAAUUCUCCCCCUGUACCCCGACUCUUCAGCUCUCCCGCUCCUCUAAGGCGAGCCUGUGCCCCUGCUCCCCCACUCUUCAGCUCUCCCACCCCCCAACAGCUGGAUUCUCCCCCUGCCCUUCCACUCUUCAGCUCUCCCGCCCCCCCACAGCUGAAUGCUCCCUCCGCUCCCUCACUUGUCAGCCCUCCUGGCCUCCCAGAGCAUACAGGUUACCCUCCUCCCUGUCCCCCUGCUCCCCCACUCUUCAGCUCUCCCACCCCCCAACAGCUGUAUUCUCCCCCUGCCCCCCCACUCUUCAGCUCUCCUGUUCCCCUAAGACAAGUCUGUCCCCCUGCUCUCCCACUGUUCAGCUCUCCUGUCCCCCCACAGCUAGAUCCUCUCCCCAUCCCCCAACAGCCCCCUUAUAGCCCCUCACCAGUACCUUCUGUUACUGGUGCUCAGGCAUUUGGUGCUCCUUAUGGUGCCCUAGCUCCCAUUCCUCUUGCUGGCUCUGCAGGGCCAGCUUCUCAUUAUGGUCCCCUCAAAUCAGCUUCUACUGCUCCACACUUGCCAUCUGGUCCUUCCUUCGCUGAUGGCCCAGGGGCUGGUCCUCAUGGCACUUCCCCACCAUCGGUUCUUCCUGAUGGUGCCCCAUCUAGCCAUGUCCUAGGUACUGGCAGUUCCACAGACCUUCAUCACAGGCUGGAUUCUUCUUCUGGCCUGUUUGGAUCUGCUAUGGGUUCUGCUGUUAAUACCACUCUCAAACAUAUGCAUAAGCAGAAAGCACUGCCCAUGAGGCCUGCUCCUCCUGAAGUCCCCGCUGCUAGCGCCCUCCUUCCUUCUCUCAGCAAUGUCCUUGGGGAUAGCCCAGUUUUCUUUCCUUUUGGGAUAUCCUCUUCCAAAAAACCUCCUGGCCCUCCUACUUCAGAUUCACAGCAAAUGAGUGGGCAGACAGAUAGCAAGGCAGCGCCAGAUUCUCUCCAACAUGAUCUUCUAACUGCCACAAAUAAGAAAAGUCAUAUGGAAACAGAAAAUGAUGGAGCACAAAGUAGACAUCUUUUCAGAAAGAAGAGAAGGUCUUGGAAACCAAGUAGCUUUAUUACUCCCUUGCUGGCAGAUAAAGACCAGGAGGAUAUGUCCCACGCUUUCAAAAAAGUGAAGAAUUUCUUGCCUUGGACUGAACUCUUCAAUCUCCAAACUGAGGAUGGCUUCUGGAAACUAACACCAGAAUUAGGGGUUCUAUUAGGCCUUAAUACAAGUAUUUUAAGCAGCUUUCUGGACAAAAAAGGCAUUCGAUCUCUAGGUAUAAAAGGAAGAGAGUGUCUGUUGGACCUGAUCGCCACUUUUCUCGUGCUGCAGUUUCUUUGCCUCGCCAUGGAGCAGGAGGGAAUCAGAUCACUGAUGAAACUGAAUGACGCUUCUCUUUUCGGGCAUAUUCCUUGGGCAUUUAAGAAAAUCAAGAAAGCAAGUGAAUGGGUAAGAAAAACUGAAGGACAGUAUCCAUCUAUCUGCCAACGACUUGAGCUGGGUAAAGAUUGGGACUUAGCCACCAAACAACUACUGGAAUCCAACCCAUAAGCACCGCUUUGCCUCAUCACACUUCAGUCAAGUCUUAAUCAAAUGAAGCUGUAUUUUAUACUUUCAUCAUGUUUCAAUGUAUUAAAUAAUCAAACAUUGAUACCUAUCAUGAAAUUAUGAUUUGAUUUAAUUUAGCAAGUCACCCUAAAAUAAUAAUAGAGCUAUUUUAAUGCAUGAAUAAACAAUAAAUUUUAAGUGA